Dermacentor silvarum is the source of this 1803-nucleotide messenger RNA. RefSeq lists its product as uncharacterized. The transcript has 3 exons. NCBI's taxonomy places the organism in Eukaryota, Metazoa, Arthropoda, Arachnida, Ixodida, Ixodidae. The record is from RefSeq and is a predicted model, not a curated record. Gene Ontology annotation, molecular function: serine-type endopeptidase inhibitor activity. Bases 106 to 1773 code for a protein of 555 amino acids.
ACCGUGUCAUAUCGAUUGUUUAAACCGCGGCGGCCUAACCAUUCUCGGCCGAGUACAACGCUCCUUGAACUACGUCUGCGUUUCGUAACUAUCGCGAAGACGAACAUGGCCCAUGCACAGCGAGGAACGCAUCGGCAGCCACUGCAGGCGUUCGACAACGCCACGUACGUGAAAUCGGCACACCAGCUCGCCGGACAAGGGCCCUACAACUACAACCCUCUGUACGAACGAAGCCAGGGGUUCGACUUGGCCAGGCCCUUCGACGGACGGCAUCCGCCGCAGCUUUACCGCGACGAUGCAGACCUCUACGCCAUGAAGUCUGCGUGGCUGGCAGCGCAGCGCAGUAUCCCGGUUAGCGGCGAAGGGAUAUGGCCGGCGAUACCGAAGCAAACCCAGGUUCCACUUCCGCGCCCGAGCCAAUUGCUAGCUGUGGGACCCAACCGUGCUGCGACGUCUUCGGCGAGAGCCGGCGCUGGCGUCAACCACGGAAGGACAGAUCCGUCGACGAGCAGCACGACGACGAACACCACGACUAGCAGCAGUGGUGACAGUGGUAGUGGCAACAGCACCGAUCGCAGCGUGGCCUGCUACGCUUGCAGCACAAGCAGCGGCGGCUCGGAUUCCGUUCUCUCCAAGCGUCGCACUCUCCGCGACCGCAGAGUCGCUCGCUCUCCGCCAGCCAAGCGCCAGGGGCGGCGGGUGUCCUGGGCGACCUGCGCGCCCGUCGUCAUGAUGGCUCUGAUGAUGGCGUUCCUGCUGCUCGUCUCCCUCGCCGCCAUGGCGCGCUCGAAUCGCGUGAUGGCCGCUGUCUCGGCCGUCGGCCGUCUGAAUGUCAAUGACCGGAAGCCGCAGCUGGUGAUGUCGUCUGCCGCCACUAGAGUGACCGUCCGGGCACCAGGGCUGGUCGUUAGGUCGUCGACGAGUGGAGGCGUCGCAGAUACGCGGAACAUGACCAGACCUCGAAGUACCGACAAAGGCGCUGAAGGAACGACGUACGCGGAUGAAGCCGAUACUCUGCAGGUUACCGCCAGCAGCAAGCACGCGAGACCAGGCAAGCCACCGAAGCGGUCCGACGUUCCCGAGGCCCUGGCGGGCGAUUACGAAAACGUUGACGCCGGGGAAAGCAGAGAGCACCUCAUGGCUUUUCCGUUCCAACGUCCCACUCGUCCCAUGUGUGGCGACGUGUUCUACACCGUCUGCCACCCGAGCACCCAGCCCGAGUUCCACUACCGACGCUCGGUCAAUGCCUGCGUCGAGACGGCCGCUGACGCUGUGCAUUCGUGCAAUCGAGGCGCCAACAGGUUCGCCUCGCUGACCCACUGCCGCCGAAGCUGCAUGCGCCCGGGGCAUCAGCCGGCCGAGGAGUGUUUCGGCAAGCCGCUAUUCACCAGCUGUGCCAGGCAGGACGUGCUGUCCGGCUGGUGGUUCUUUGAGGGCCGGAAAUGCAUCCCCUGGAACUUCCCGUCGGGCGGGUGUCCGGCAGACGACAGCGCCGUCUUCCGUUCGGCCCAGGAGUGCAGGACGCAGUGCGUGGUAGGAGGACUCCGGCCUUCCCCGUGUCGUGCUCCCCAAGCGGUCGCCUGUGAGGGCCGCCACCUCAAGUACCCGUUCUUUGCGGACAUGUCCAUGAGGGACGGUCGCAUCCGGUGCAUGCGCUCAUCGCCCGAUGUCCUCCGAGAUCGCCGGUGCCUGACUGGGGCGAAUCGGUUUCACACUCGUGAAGCGUGCCUUGACACGUGCAAGAAACAGGCCGACGGGCUGAGCAAGGACUGAGCAGCCCAUCGUUUUUCUUAGAAUAUAAAG